This is a messenger RNA of Vicia villosa (hairy vetch), 1061 nucleotides long. RefSeq lists its product as uncharacterized. Bases 51 to 1061 code for a protein of 336 amino acids. The transcript is spliced from 9 exons. NCBI's taxonomy places the organism in Eukaryota, Viridiplantae, Streptophyta, Magnoliopsida, Fabales, Fabaceae. The record is from RefSeq and is a predicted model, not a curated record.
UUCUUUCGUGUUUUCUCCUAUUGGAAAACUGUUGGAAUCUAAAACUACCAAUGGCGCCAAUUACUUUAUCAAAUGGUUUGAAAACACUCUUCAGUCUUCUCGCUGCUCUCAUUAUUGCUCUGGUUAUUUACAGGCUUGUAACCGACGGUUUCCCCUUUCGCAUAGGCUUUUUCACUCCGUGGAUGACAGCAACUUUGAUUGAUCUGCAUAUCAAUAUUACAAUAUUGAGUGCUUGGGUAGUGUACAAGGAAGGAAAUUGGGUCAGCUCAAUUCUAUGGAUAAUUUUACUUAUCUCCCUUGGAAGCAUGGCUACAUCGGCUUAUAUUGUGUUGCAAUUAUCGAAGCUGUCAUCUCAAGAAUCUUCACAGGACCCUGUGAGAUAUGUUCUUUUACGACAUCCACACAAGAGUGGCACAGAACCAAAAACAAAUUGUUCUGUUGUUGUGACUCUAAGAAUCCUUUUCAGCGUUUUGGGUGUUGUCAUGCUUGGAACCUUGGUAUACACUCUUGUCACUGAUGGUUCUCCGUUCCGUACGGAGAUAUUGACUCCGUGGUUGCAAGCAACAGUAGUUGACUUCUACUGCAAUGCUGUGCCCCUAGCAGUCUGGAUUGCCUACAAAGAAUCUAAUUGGAUUUAUGCGCUCAUUUGGGUGAUUCUACUGAUAUGUUUUGGCAGCAUCACUUCAUGCGUCUACGUUGUAUGGCAAUUGUACCAAAUAUCUUAUCAGGAUCCUGCUUACCUUAUUUUGGUGCAUCAAAUUGACAGGCAAAUGCUAAUGCUGGAGUUUCUAAGGGAGCAACAAAGUUUGCUUACCCAAAGAACCAUGACUAAUGAUGAUACCCUUUUAGAGCCUGUGACAGUUGUCUAUGUUGUUCAUAGUAGAGAUAAAGAUCGUGAUCGUGAUGGACUCAAUGUUUUUCUUGCAAACAAUUUGGAUUGUGUUGGAAGCCUAUUACUAUCAUUACCCAUGUCUCCAAAACUGAUCUUGUCCUCGAAGACCGAAUUCAGGAGAAGAGGACUCGGAGGAUUUUCUAGAUUACACAGUGUUAGAGAUUCUUAA